UGAAGACUGGUUUUGAUACUGACCACUCAUCACCAGAGUUGCGCACUGUACAUGUCUCUCCCCCCUGGAUGGUAUGCCUCGUUUGAGGUCACCACCUCCCUUCAUCUUGGAGGAUAUUGGGAUCUGCUGAGAACGACCGACCCAGCCCAUGCAAGGAGAGAGACGCAUUCAUGCGCUUUUCUCAGAUUCAACCGACCACCCCAAGGCUCUGCUCUUGCUGUUUCCCUGACUCUCACCGUACGGCUGCACUGCCGCACGUCCGUGUGCGGUGCGACAGAUAGACAGCGUAGGCUGGAUGGAUGAAGGCCAGUCAGGUCCAAUCAAGAGGGAGCAGCAAGACGCUCCACAACCAGCCAGACAAUCAGAUAGCAGACAUCGCGACCAUCCGUGCAUCCAUUGGCAGAGGUCGCCAGCAAGUGAUAGGCUGAGGUCGCCAGCAAGUGAUAGGCUGCAUGCAGCACUCCUCUCGCAUCUCAGACAGACAGACAGACAGUACUUACGUUACUUUACGGUACCGAUACAAUGAAAUCCACUCAGCUAGCCAGUAGCCGUCCAUCCCCGUUGCCUUUUCCCUCGCCCCCUCCCCUGUAGGAUAGAUACGAUUUGGUACGGUAGGAUACGAUACGAUAUACAGAAUGCAUACUUACUGACGGCUAUGUAUACGUACAGGUCUACGUAUGAGCAAUCACGGCGCAGGGACGAGUCAGUCUGACAGACAGACAGAUAGUAAGUCGAGUAGGUGAAUGAGUAGGAAGGGUAGUGUAGGUGAGUGGAGUCAGUCAGUCAGUGGGAUGACAGCGUGGAUUGCAUGCAGGUCUGCAUGUCUGUCUUAUUUAUUGCCGAGGCGGGCCGCGAUUAGCGGCCCACCCCUUCAAACUCACGACAAGAUUGCAAAUUACACAGCACCGACCGACAGGUGGGACAAAUACACACGCACCCACACGCCCACUUGAUCCAAGUGAGUGCGCACUCGCACGCCCACGGGCAGAGAGAGAGAGAAAGGGAGAGAUGCAGUGGUGAGGCAGAGCGCCCAUGUGUCGUGCCUCCUCUCCCUCGACCCGCCCCGCCCUCAUCGAUGCCUUAAAACAGAAAGAAAAGUAACACAAAAAUAUCCAUCACGAACGUGAAAGCAAAAACGAGAGACGACUAGAAAUAGUGCAUACAUACACACAAGAGAGCGAUAAGGCGCCUGGCCAGCUCAGCUCCAUCCAUGUGAAUCGUCGAUUCAGCACAGAAGGGGUCAAUCAAGCUGACCAUUACCAUUCGGAAGACAAUUACGGAAAUUCCGCUGAGAAGAUAAGAGAGGAGAGGAGAGGAGAAGAGAAGAUGAUAUAAGAUAAGAGAAGAGAAGAGGCGGCAAUAGAUGCACGAGAGAGAAGUCCGUAGAGAGGUGGAAGCAAGCACAGUUGUCAGUCAGUCAGUCGCUUGAUCAAGAGCCAAGCGACCAAAAUAAUAAUAUAAUCGUCCCCUUCCCCAGUUUGCAAAGUCGGCCCGCUCUUCCCCCGCGCCACGCCACGCCACGCCACGCCAUUCUUUAAAAGACAGCUUCCUUGAUGCACACAGGUACGAAAGGGACGGCCAGCCACCGGUCGGUCGACACAUUCUAGCCGCCUAUUCUGUUGCGACACUUGUCAUCAAGCCAGGCUCUGCUCUGAUCCGAGCAACAGCAUAGUCAGUCAGCCACUCAGCCGCUCACCCGACCCGACAACGACAAAGUGAAAACACAGCAAAUCAUACAAACAAACAUACAAACAAACAGGCCCACCUCCCAGCCGUGUGUAAUCCAUCCAUUAAGUCAGCACUCAGGAGGCCUUGGCCUGCGGCUCCGCCCCAAUGAACCCCUCGGCCAUCUGGUCGUCCUCCUUUUGCUGUUGCUGCUCCUCCUGCUGCCGUCGCGCCUUAUCCUGCCCAACCACGUCACCACCCGUGUGUGCCACAUGGUGACCCUGGGCCUCCGUCGGGCUGACGCCACCCAGGUAUCCAGCCGUGGCCCUCGACGAUACUGGCGACACACCACUCACAAACGACGCACCAGCAGGGGCAACGGCGGCGGCAGCAGCAGCAGCGGUAGAUGAAGCCUCAUCUACCAUCUGGUUGCUGGCAACUGCGGCAGCGUGCAUGUCACCCACACCGACACCGAAUGCUGCCAUGCCGACGGGCAGGGAAGGCGCGCCGCCGCCCACCACCCCCGUGUGUGAGUGGUCAGACAUCGCUGCCGCCUUUUCGGCGUGGUCGUCCCCAUGCAGGGGCACUGAGCCGGGGCUGCUGCACGUCUGCGCAGUGGUCGACUGGCCGUCCUGACCGGCGGCACCCAUCAGCUGGUCCAGAGAUCCGACGGACGGGGCGGAUGCCGUGGCCGCUGCUGCUGCCGCGAUGCACUCCGGGGGCAUGUCCUGCUCGAUUGGUGGGAAGUUGGGUGCGAGGUUGGGGUCUUUGAGCGAGUGGAGGGGCGGGUAGUUGCCCCAGUUGGUGUCGUGUGUCUUCUUGCCGACGCAGGGCUUGUCGCAGAAGGACAGGUAGAUCAACGGACGCCAAGAUGCAUCCUGUAGGGAGCACACCGAACACAGAAACGGACCAGGCCAGGGGUGUCUGGUUUGGCUUGGCUUGGUGUGGUGUGGUGGUGGGACUGCUUUCUUUGCUCACAAUGUGUCGGGUGCCUCUGUGUCGCGUCAGGUUGUCCAUGAGGAUGACGUCGCCCAUGCGAGCGCGAGAAUGCACAGUGCCCCUGGCAGACCCUGAACAGCCAAACAUACAUACACACACACAUGAAUAUCAUCCGCAGAGAUGGGGCCAUCACCCACCCACCCACCCACCCACCCAAACUCACCUGGUAUCUUGAACUCGGUGCCGCUGUUGGUCUCGGUGAUGUCCACCAGCGGCACAAAACCAGUCACUAUGUUCCUGCACACAACACACACACACACACACACACACAGAGGCAAGCAGCGAACGAACAUACAAACCAUCCCCAGACGCCGUCAGUACACGCACACACGCACACACGAGUCCACCACAUUUCAGGCCUGGCUAGGUGGUCGUCAAGCUGUCUGCAGCCAGCCGGCUGGCCGGCGUCUCAAACCUAAUACUAAGGCGAGACGCGGCGGCCGGGCCGGCCACUCGACCAGUCCGAUGCAUUCAUGUGUCAUCAUGCGUGGCGUGCGGGUGUGGUGUGCGCCCCGUCCACGAGUGUGUGUGUGACUGCUCUGCUCACGUGUCUAGGUCCGAGAAGUAGUCGUUGUGGUACUUCUGGUCGUGCUGGUGGGGGCCGCGGGACAUGAUGUAACCUGCAUCACACACACAUACACAUACACAUACACACAGGAGUCACCAUUGCCGGUGCGUGGGUUGGUGUGUGACAGACAGAGAAGAGAGGCGCACCGAGUGUGAUGCGCCGCCAGACUGAGUGGUCCUCGCUUGUCGGCCACGUCUGAAACUCACUGAUGACACCACACGCAUUGAAGCGUCACUGUGCUGCCCUCCUGGCCUUCAUUGCCUCUCAGUCAGCUGUGAGUGUAUGUAUACCUCUUGAUAGCUUCCAUGAAGAGUUUCUCGAUGCCCUUGAAGGCCGCCAGGAUCUUCUCGUGAAGCGCACCCAACUCACCUACACCCACACGAACCACCCGGAUCAAUCAAGAGAGCAGAGCACCAUGACGGAUGCCCCUGGCCUCCAGACAGCGACAGCUCCUCUGUGCGUGCGUACCGAUAUGUCGCGUGUGGGACAGGUUGACGUCAAUCCGCCUGAGUGGUGAGAAGUGAGUGGCUGGAAAGGUGCGAGCCUGUCUGUGUAUGUGUGUCUUUACCCGGUGGUGCCUCUGCACGCGAUGCUGUUGUACUUGAAAGGCAUGUUGACAUCCGUCACUUGGCCAACACUGCACAAAGAAAGACAGACACAGACGAGUGUGGUGGUGCGUUGGAUGGAUGGAUGCCUGCACUGCAGCACUUGGGCUGGCUCACUAGUGCAGCAGCGUGGAGAAGUGCCUGAUGACAAGGUUCUGCAGGUACUGGAUGAGCGCCGUCGACACACGCUGCUGAUACCACUGCACGCCAUCCCUGCACACACACACACACAUUGUUACGCCAGCCAUGCGCUGCCUGAGUGCAUUCACACACACAUGGCCAUCCCUCCCUACCUGAGGAGGAAGCAGUCGGUGAGGUCUGUCUGGAAGCUGGAGCUAAAAAUAUGCACCGGGUUCCGCAGCGCCUGCCCACAGGUCUCCCCCACGAACCGCUUCCGCGACAAGAUCAUGUCCUCGGGGCUAACGUCCGCCCACAUCGAGGGGUGGAUGCCCCCAAACUCCCCACCCUCACCACGCACCCUCCCCACCUCAGCCAUCUUCGUGAACACGUCCCUCUUGACUCCUGUCCGCGGCGCCGUGGGCCUCGCCCUCCCGCGCCCAGCACCGCCAUGGCCAUGGCCGCCCGUGGAUCGUGUGGGACUGGAUCGGGGCGAAGGGGAGGUCUCCGUCUUGAGUGUGGGCAUCGGCAGCGUGGGUGCGGGUGGUUGGUUGUCUGCGAAGAAGACGGCCGGCAGCUGCGGCCGGUUCGUCUCCUCCGCCCUCCUGCGCUUGCGGCGUGACCAGCCGCCCCGCAGUCGGCUGGUCUUGCCCCUGCGACUCCUGCCAGUUGUGGACGUGGCCGUGCCGUCGAUGGGCGUCGUCAUGGGGAUGAGCUCCUUCUUGCUCGCAGCUGCGAUGAUCUCCUGAAACGGCAAACCGGCCGGGGCGCUGGGCUCCGGUGAUGCGGCCAUCUGGUCGGCCGGAUCCUGCUCCUGCUCCUGCUGCUGCUGCUGCUGCUGGGUGUCGGGUGCGAUGAAGUGGCCCUGCCCCUCCGCCUCUGGCUGCUGCUCCUGCUGGUGCUGCUGCUGCUCUGUGUCCCGGUCCAUGCCUUGGUCGGGGGAAGGUUGCCGCUGCGGGACCGUGGGACUGGCGCUGCUGUUGAUGAUGUGGUCGAUGUGGAUCUGCACCGCCACAUCCCACACACCAAACAGGUGGGCGCACUGCAGCAGCUGAGGGAUCGACGCACGGCGCAAGUCCAGGCCCUGGAGGCCGGCCUGCUGCAUCAUGACGUCGGUCUCUGCCCGAUGGGUCUGGCGGUGCUCGCGUAUGAGCUGCAGCAGCCUCGCGCGGCCCUUGUUGCCGAUUCGCAGAGUCAUGCCCUGGGUGUAGGGGAUGUCGCUGGGAGAGAGGUUGCAGGGCACCGACGACGACAGCUCCUCACUGACCCGCUCCUCCCCCGCCCCUCCGCACACUUGCAUGGCCUUGUCCAGCCCACAGAAGGCCGGCGGCUGCCCCUCCAUGGCAACGGGGAAUGACGCACCGGGCGGGCUGGCCAUUGCCGUUGCUGCAUCAGUCGCCAUGGGUUGUGGGGGUGGGCCCAUCCAUUCUGACGGCGGUGCUGGUGCCGCAUCGCCCGCCUCGGAAGCAGGGUCGCUCGGGACAGGAACCGAUGCAGGCGCCACCCCGCACAUGCGGCCGUAUGACUCACCCGGAAUGCCCGACAUCAGCGGCACACCCAUCGCUGUGGGAGUAUUGCACGACGGCACCGCAAGCAGCUGGCUCGGGUCGUCUCCCCCCACCAGCGUGUUGCUCUCACUGCCCUCAGCCCUCGAUGGCGAUUUGUCGGUCGUCGAGCGCGCUGGCGGUUUGGUGCGCUGCUUUGCCCGUGGCGGCCUAUGUCGUGGCUUGGCUGGCUGUGGAACGGGCAGCUCUGCGGGCUCCUGGGGAGGUGUGGGGACCGGGGGGAUGAGGGUGCCGUCGGGCAUGGGCUUGCCCGUCGUGACGGCGGUGCCUCGCGCUGUGAAGUACUGCUGGCAGAUCUCCAUCCAGUCGGGGGACGUCUGCCACAUCUGAGAGAAGAGAAGAUCCACACACACAGCAUCAUGAGAAUGAGGCAGGGAGGGACAUGUGUGUGUGUGUGUGUCUGUGUGUGACCUGGAAUCCUGUGAAGUUGAGGGCCUGUUUGGUGUGUUUGUUCUGCUUGACCCCUUGGUGGUUGUUGACGUAUGCCGCACAGACCUCAGGAAACUGACCGAAACACCGCGUCAGCGCCAGGAUGAGGGCACUGACCUGCUCCCAGUAUCCCGUCCCCCACAGACACCGCACGUCGGCCACACGCUCGCCCUGCCACUCAAUCACCUCCACCAGACACCCGCCCACCACAUCCCUCUCCUCCCGUCCUGGCGGCUUCCUCUCCUGUUUGUGGCUGACGGCUGGGGAUGGGGAGGGGUCCGUGUCGGUGUGUCGGGGGGAGGGGGACGGCGAGGGCGAGGGAGAGAUGGGGGUCUCCUCCUCGAGCAGCACGAUGACGCCCUCCAUGUGUUCACACAUCUCGGGCUUGCGCAUGUCCGCAAUGCUACCAAGCAGACAGACAACCAUAGCACACAGAGAGGACGGACGGACAGCCGAUGAAUCAAUCCGUUGUUUGUUCCCCUUCUCCCUUCCUGUUCCGUCAGCCUCUUACGCGUAUAUGAGCUGCACCGGCACGACCCUGCCCCUCCGCUGGAGAAUGGUCAGCAGCCUCUCGGCAAACUGGGGGUUAGGCGCCGGCUCGAUGACGGGCAGCAGGUCGUGCUGCUUGGCCAGCCGAAUCAUCUUGUGGUACGCCGAGAGCAACUCCUGGUAGUCAUCCGGCCGCUGGUAGGUGGCCUUCAUCAGGGGGUCGGUCGCCACAAAGGCGCGAGGGGGAGCGGGCGGGGGGCCCUUGCGCUUCCUGCCGCUGCGAGUCGACGGGCCGUCGUAGUAGAUGACGUCGUUCUCUGAGGUCUUGUCGCUGUCAUUCUCGAGACCAGCGUAGUCCAUUCUCUUCUUCUCACGCAUGUGGUACGCCAUGGUCCUCCAAGGUGGUGGUCCUCACCCCUAGGUCCUCACACCGAUGGAUAAGUGGAGGGCGAGAGGCAGCAAAACGGGACACCGGGGGGAUCUUACGGUCACAGGGAUGAGUCGAGGGGGGCGUGGGCUACACCGGCAGAUGCCCUCUGGCCAGAUGCAUGAGUCGGGGGGCCGAAAGAGAGAGGGAGUUCGCUGAUCUCGUCGUGAGAGUGGGGUGGGUCAACGACAGACCGGAAUGACGUCCCAGACAACCCAAACGGAGCAACAGCUGCUCUGCAUCGAUAUCAGCGCCCACAUGCUUCCUCCG
This is a messenger RNA of Vitrella brassicaformis, 7134 nucleotides long. Lineage: Eukaryota; Vitrellaceae. The record is from the annotation of a GenBank genome assembly.